GAGAGGCCGUGACGUCACCGGUGGCCUGGGCGGAGCUGGUCGGCCAAUCGAUGUACGAUCGUACAUAAACGGCGAUGGCCCCACGAGGUUGCAGACCAGAGCGGCCUCUCCUGAUCGACACCCAAGAACCAUGGCCAAGACUUUCGACCCGGUGCGGCUGCUGCUGGCGCUGUCCUGCCUGCUAGCCCUGACCAUAGGUCUGGCGUCGUCCUUCCUCGUGGAGGGCGGAGUCGACCGGGAUCCCUGGGACCGCCGGUCGGUGGCGGGUCCCGACGUCGACCUGCUCCGCGCGCUCGGCCAGGGCCAAGACCUGUGCCCGUCCAGCGCCGCCAUCCGCGACUUGUGCCAGCGCUGCUCCAAGAUGACCAAGGACCCCAAGGCCUUCAGGAUGUGCUGCACCAACAGCAAGGACGCCCGCACCUGGUGCGCCAGCUUCCUCGACUUUGGCCUCAACUAGACGUGGACAAGAGGAAGCCGCGUUGAGUCAGACAAGGUCCGAGUGAGCUAACGCCGGUUGCCAUCAAUGGUGCUGCACAGAAAUGGAGGUCUUUUUGUUUUCUGUAUACUCUGAGGUUGAGGGGCUAAACCAAAAAUCGGAAAUUAGUGUUUUUUGGGGGGUCGCCGUCGUUGAGCCAGCAGCAAAUCUUCCGAAUUUAUCCGGGCGCUUUCGACCGAGUCAUUUGCUCUCCAAUAAAAGCUGUUUCUACUGCGA
Molecule: messenger RNA, 712 nt
Organism: Ixodes scapularis (black-legged tick)
Lineage: Eukaryota; Metazoa; Arthropoda; Arachnida; Ixodida; Ixodidae
Exons: 2
Coding region: 131-457 (108 amino acids)
Source: RefSeq, a predicted model, not a curated record